Molecule: messenger RNA, 4911 nt
Organism: Chroicocephalus ridibundus (black-headed gull)
Lineage: Eukaryota; Metazoa; Chordata; Aves; Charadriiformes; Laridae
Gene: LRRC2
Product: leucine rich repeat containing 2
Exons: 9
Coding region: 178-1296 (372 amino acids)
Molecular function (GO): protein binding
Source: RefSeq, a predicted model, not a curated record
AUAUUAGUACAUCUGGAAGGCUAGUCACGCUGUGGGGUUCAAACAGGUCUGGCUGGCCGUGAGCUAUGCUGCUGCUAUAAACAACCUCAGUGUCCCAAAUUGAAUGACUGCAGAGCACACCCAGGAGCUCUGGACACUCGUGUUCUUUAGAAGUAGGAGAAUCUUAAUGUUGACAGUAUGGGGCAUCAGGUGAUAAUAUUUGACUUUUCUCUCAUAAGAGGACUGUGGGAAACUCGAGUUAAGAAGAACAAAGAACGUCAGAGGAAAGAGAAAGAAAGAUUAGAAAAAAGCUCAUUGGAGAAGAUAAAGCAGGAAUGGAAUUUCAUACUAGAGUGCCGGAAGAAAGGUAUUCCUCAAUCAAAAUACCUCAAGAAUGGUUUUGUAGACACUGAUGAGAAGAUCUUGGACACUUACGGAAAGAAUCCUCAGCCCCAGAAGAGGCAUGCUUUGUCAGAUGAAGCAAAUAAAGAAAAAAACAAGUUUAUUUUUCGUCUUUCUGGAGAGCAGUGGACGGAAUUCCCAGAUUCUCUGAAAGAACAGAUCUAUCUGAAAGAAUGGCAUGUGUACAAUACGUUGAUACAAACCAUUCCAGCCUACAUUGCAUUAUUUCAAGAUCUGAGAGUACUGGAGUUGUCAAAAAAUCAAAUAAGCUAUCUCCCAGUGGAAAUUGGCUGUUUAAAAAACCUCAAAGUGCUCAAUGUGAGUUUCAAUAAUUUGAAGUCAAUCCCUCCAGAAUUGGGUGAUUGUGAGAAUCUGGAAAAACUGGAUUUGUCUGGAAAUAUGGAAAUAACAGAACUCCCAUUUGAACUAAGUAACCUGAAACAAGUCACAGUUGUGGAUGUGUCAGCAAACAAGUUCCAUUCUAUUCCAAUUUGUGUACUCCGGAUGUCUAACUUGCAGUGGUUGGAUAUUAGCAGCAACAACCUGAAAGAUCUCCCAGAAGACAUAGACAGGUUAGAUCAACUUCAGACGCUUCUCCUACAGAAAAACAAGUUGACUUAUCUUCCACGAUCUCUGGUCAAUAUGCCAAAGCUCAGUUUGCUAAUUGUCAGUGGUGAUGACCUGGUUGAGAUACCCACAGCCAUCUGUGAAUCAACUACAGGUUUAAAAUUCAUAAGUCUCAAGGACAGCCCAGUUGAGACUAUUGUAUGUGAAGACACUGAAGAAAUCAUAGAAAGUGAACGUGAUAGGGAGCAGUUUGAGAAAGAAUUUAUGAAAGCAUACAUUGAAGACCUAAAGGAAAGGGAUUUGACCCCUUCCUACACUACAAAAGUAUUACUCAGUCUUCAGCUCUGAAGAUCAAAAAUCUCUAAAUCACAAGUGAAUAUCAGAAUAAUUCUAUUUUUAUCCACCUGAAUAGGAAACACUGGAAAACAUAGAUGGCCAGAAGCACUUAAAAAUCAUCACAAUUUUUUUUAUUUGUUACUGUAGCUGCUCCCAGUAACUUCAGAUAAAAGAAGGAACAGAAGAGCCUUCAUAAAAUGCUGUUUCACCUUUUAAAUCAACAUAUUUAUUUUCAAGUCCACAGCAACAGCCACUAAUUUACGUAUGUUCCUUCCAAAAGUAACCAUUCAUUGUAAUAAAGUAUGGAUAGAUGCCCUCAGGAUGAAGACAUUAUACAUUGUAGUGGAAACAGUGGAACAUAAAUCAUCAUCUUAAAAAGAUAUUUUAUUUUACAAAAGGGGAAGGAUUAAUUUAGAAAACAAAUGUCAUCUGUUGCAUUCUUAAGACCAAAUAGCACAUUAAAUUCUUUACAAUAUUUAAAGUACAAACACAUACAUAGUUGUUUGCAUUUACUUUCUGCUCUUCAAGGAAAUUGUCCUCCUCAGGAUUUUCAGUUUAAAUAAGUAUCAACAAUUUUAUAUAUAGAAACUGUAGCAAUUCUGCUGGUUUUUUUUCAGGCAUAUUAUAAGCUUUUACCUGUUUGUGAAUUCAAGUACCAACGUGACUGAAACUUCUGCGCUAAACAGUCUUAUAACAUAGCAGUGUAUUAAAUAAGAUUUUAAGGACUGAGCAGUGUGAACGAAUACCAUCAGCAAAAUGAUGAUAAAGGUCUUCUACUAAUGGUUUCAGAUUACAGGAUUUUGUGGAUAUUUAUUGAAAUUUUCCAAGUUGUGUAGCAACGAGUUUGCUGAAGUUAUGUUGCUUGCUAUUUCAUAAUAUGUUUACGUAUAAUUACAUAAUUGUAUAUACUGUAGAGUUUCAGAAAUCAGACUAUUUUUUGUUUAAUAAAACAAUACUUUUUAAUCUAAAAAGACUUGAGACUUUGAGAAUUUAGACUCAAAUUAGACUGAAAGUAGAGAAUUUUAAUAGUCCUAAACUUAUGAGUUUUGUGCAGUAGACUGCCAAUUAAGUGAGUCAUAUUUAAAAAGUAAAGCAACAAAGGAUGUUUUCCUCCAGAUUUCCAUAUAAAAAAUACUACUUUCGACAUUUUAUUUACUUUUUAACCUUUUAGUAUUCAUUCUUUUGAAAGAAGAGAAUUUGUAAAUACUAGAUGUGUUAUUUAUUCCAGUCACAAACUCCUGCAGUCGUAUUACUAUCCUAAUUGAAACCCUCUUGAGUUGGUCUCUAGGUGUUAAUGUUGAUUUUAAGCAAGUCUUGGAACAAAGAGAAAGUUUCAAAAAGUCGUAACUUUAAGAAAAACUAGGGGUGCAAAUGUAAUUAACUAAAUAAAAGUUCCCAGUGCAAAUUCUAGUGUCAAAAUUGUUGGAUAUAUAAACAGAAGGUACUUGAAUAGAGAAGUUGUAUUAGCUGCUAGUCUUACUUGAAAGAUUUCUGCUGUUCACAAAUAACAGUGAUAAACUGGGGAACAUUCAGCAGCAAACCAUUAGCAUAAAUAGAAAACAUGCAUUUUUAAGUUCAUUGAACAGUGAACAAAUCCAUUUGCUUGUCAAUGUUUAUCAAUGAAAAAUCACAGUCUCGAAACAGGAUUUUUUACUGCACCAGACAAACAUAAGGCAGAAGACUAAAACUUGAAUUCACAGAUUUGAACUAGAAAAAAAAGGCCUGUGUUUCAGUAAGAGCAACCAUGGGAUAACUCACAAAACACUGAUAAAUUAUUUAAGUCCAGGUUAACAUUUUCAUUUAAAAAUUGCUGUAACAAUUAAGCCACAGAAAAUGCAAGGUCAAUGGUAUACAGGAGAUCAAACUGGUGUUCCCCAACUUGGCUUUGAACCUCUGUGAAUCUAAUUUUCAUAGAAUCCUGGAGUGGUUUCGGUUGAAAGGGACCUUCAAACAUCAUCUAGUCCAACCCUCUGCCACAGGCAGGGACAUCUUUUACUAGGUCAGGUUUCUGUAGGCCCCAUCCAACCUGACCUUGAAUACUUCCCGUGAUGGGGCAUCCACAGCUUCUCUAGGAAACCUUCCAGUGUCUCAACAUCCUUAUCAUAAAGGAUUUCUUUGUGAAAUUGAACCUAAAUCUAUCCUAUUUCAGUUUAAAACUGCUACUCCUUGUCCUGUCAUUAUGGGCCCUGGUGAAAAAAUCUUUCUCCAUCUUUCUCAUAAACCCCCCCUAUACAUUGAAAAGCUGCAAUAGAGUCUCCCCAGAGCCUUUUAUUCUCCAGGCUGAACAAACUUAACUCUCUCAGCCUUUUCUCAUAGGACAGGUGUUGCAGCCCUCUGACCAUUUUCAUAGUCCUGCUCUAACAGGUCCAUGUCUUUCUUGUACUGGGGACUCUAGAUGUGGAUGCAGUAUUCCAGGUGGGGUCUCACAAGAGGACAGUAGAGGGCAAGAGUCACUUCCCUUGACCUGCUGGUCAUGCUCCUUUUAAUGCAGGAUACAGUUGGCCUUCUGAGCUGCAAAUGCAUGUUCCUGGCUCACGUCCAACUUCUCAUCCACCAGUAUCCCCAAGUACUUCCCUGCAGGGCUAAGAGAUUUUAUUCCUGGCUCUUGUAGAGCAUUACUUCCUAAAAUUUUACCCGCAGAAAGAAUGGAUUAUUUUUGUGACGGAAUUUGUCCAGUACCUCUGUUUAAGGGGAAGAUGGUGUACACAUACAACUGUCUCCAUUACACCUAAGAUGUCCAGUGGGUAAUGUCAGCUAUAACUGAAAUUCCUAAUUUCAGCAUAACUGCAUUUGAGUUCUACUUCUAUGUCCUAUAAUCCAUUGCAGUACAAAAUCUGUGUGCCAAAAGACGCUUCAUUUCGAAUUUGAUCUAAUUUUAUUGGUUUUCUACCCAACUUGUUUUACUGGUAGUUCUACUUAAAAGUAUUAUCUUUUAAUAAAAAAAACCCCAAACUUCCAGAUAAGAGAAUUCUGUUAUUGACCUGUUGCAUAUGUUCUUUUUCAAUUUUUGGAAGUGAAUCAUUUUAUGAAUGAAAGGAGUUAUGUGUACUAAUGGCAAUUUAUGCUGUUUUCAAGCUUUUUAUGACAGACACUUAGAUACCUAAAGGAAAACAACGUGUUUUUAAUUCUGAACUGCAAAAUGAACAUGCACGUGUUCUGUACCGCCUUUUUAUUGGCUGUGACAAGCUGCCAAAUAUGACAGUCACUAAACCUCAACCAUUUCCUUCUGCUUCGCAAGUAGCUGCUAUUCAAACGCAGAAAGACUGAGAGCAAUUGAAAUGUGUGUUAUAGAAUACUCACUGGCUCAAUGUGUAAAAGUAAAUCAGAUAAUUACUUUCCAUUGUGUUCCUUUUCCUUGUGCUGCAUUGUUUUGGCCUUGUUUUUAAGUAUAGCAAAGUAUAAGGUAGGAAGAUAAACUUAUAAUGAAAGCAAAUAACCUGAAAUUUAAUUAGUGAGUACCUAGGAAUAACAUAGUCUUGUAUUAGAUAUUGCCUUAAAAUUUACAGUUAACAUUGGACAACAUUUUCUUUCUUUUCCCCUCAAACAUUUACACACCAUUGGAACUGUUUUACUGUGUUUAUUUUCUGCAAAGGAAGCAAUGAGCAAAAUAAUAAACAGGGAAUGCUC